This is a messenger RNA of Dujonia railenensis, 1242 nucleotides long. Lineage: Eukaryota; Fungi; Ascomycota; Pichiomycetes; Serinales; Debaryomycetaceae. The record is from the annotation of a GenBank genome assembly.
AUGUCUGUUCUGGCUCUUGUGACCGCAGAAAACUCAUACUCGCUUGCCGGUAAGCAAUUAAAGUUUGACUCUGCUUCUGACAUUGAAAAAUAUGCCGCAGAAAUCGAGCAAGUUAAAGGCUUAACUCAUUUGGAUAUCUCCGGGAAUACCAUUGGUAUUGAGGCCUCUGAAGCCUUAUCGAAAGCUAUUUUAUCACACAAGGACAGUAUUGUGGAAAUCAAUUUCUCUGACAUAUACACUGGAAGAUUAAAUACCGAGAUUCCUCAGUCCUUAGACUUUCUUUUACCAGCUUUGUUACAGUUGAAAAACUUACAAAAGUUGGACUUGAGUGAUAAUGCCUUGGGGUUGCAGGCGAUUGAACCAAUCGAAAAGUACUUGUCCAAGGCAGUAACUUUGGAACACUUGAUCUUGUCCAACAAUGGAAUGGGUCCUUUUGCUGGUGCUAGAAUAGGUAAUUCCUUAUUCAGGUUGUCCCAGUUGAAACAGAAACUGGACAAACCCUCGCUUAAGACUUUCGUAUGUGGUAGAAACAGAUUGGAAAACGGAUCUAUUGAUCGUUUGGCCAUUGGAUUGAGAAACCACAAGGACUUGGAAGUGGUAAGAUUGUACCAAAACGGGAUAAGACCAGCCGGUAUCUCCAAGUUAAUCAAGCAUGGUUUGACCAGAAACCGUAAGUUGAAGGUUGUAGAUUUCCAAGACAACACAUUAACCCCUAGAGCUUCUGCUGCCUUGAGUCUUGCCUUGCCACACUGGAAAAACUUGAGCGAAUUGAACUUGAACGACUGUUUAAUGAAAAGUAAGGGUUCAUUGGCCUUGGUGAAGGCCCUUUACGAUGGAGAGCAAAGAAAUGAGUUGACUCACCUUAAAUUACAGUACAAUGAAUUGGACCAAUCCUCUUUGACAUUGCUUGUUAAGGUUAUCAAUGAAAAAUUACCAAACUUGACCAACUUGGAGCUUAAUGGUAACAUUUUUGAUGAGGACUCUGAAUCAAUUGAGGAAAUUAAUGAUAUUUUCGAAGAACGUGGAUUUGGUGAAUUAGACGAAUUAGAUGACUUAGAAGAAUUGGACAGCGAUGAAGAAGACGAAGAUGGAGAUGAAGGUGCCAACGACACGUUGCCUGAAGAUGCUGACUUGGACGAAGUUGAAAAGGAGUUGGCCGGAUUGGAUAUCGAAGAAGAUAAGGAUAGUGAAGUGGAUGCACUUGGUGAAGAGUUAGCUGCCACUCACAUCAAACAAGAUUAA